This is a messenger RNA of Chlamydomonas reinhardtii, 7893 nucleotides long. RefSeq lists its product as uncharacterized. Gene Ontology annotation, molecular function: protein binding. The transcript has 8 exons. The record is from RefSeq and is a predicted model, not a curated record. Gene Ontology annotation, cellular component: nucleus; cytoplasm. NCBI's taxonomy places the organism in Eukaryota, Viridiplantae, Chlorophyta, Chlorophyceae, Chlamydomonadales, Chlamydomonadaceae. Bases 33 to 5789 code for a protein of 1918 amino acids.
GUCCACUUCCAUAGCGGACAGCAGAAUCAAGCAUGGACGACAGCGAAAGCGAGGACUUCAGCGUCCUUUUCGCACCGAGCUUGGCGGUUUCCAGCCAUGGCGAUGCCCUCGAUGACAUCACAGAGCGGCUGGACCAGGCGCUGCAGCAAGGCCGGCUGGCGAAGGAGGUGGAGCGGUACCGACUGGAUGUGCAGCGGGCAGCCAACUACUGCCUCUUCAAGCUCGCGGCGCUGACCCCCGACACCACAGAAGCUACUGAAGGCGACGGCGGCGCCGGAGCGGCAGGCCCCGAAGGUCCUGCCGCCCCGGCAGCCCCCAAACCCGCAGCCGCCGCUACUGCAUCUGCAUCGGCAUCAACAGCACGCCAGCUUGCCGCCGACGCUGCUGCCAAGGGCCUGCGCCAGCUGAUUUCCCACCCGGUCCUCGGGAUGUUGGUGGACUGGGAGCCGCAGCUGCGGGUGCUGGCGCAAAUUGUGGAGCGGGUGAAGGUGACGGAGGUGCUGGCGGCCGCACUGGAGGUGUUCGGGCAGCUCGUCACGGCCGUGACUAGCGAUCGGCCGGCGUCUACCGAUGAGGCCAAAUCCGCGGCGCGUGUCCACAACCGCUGCUUCAAGCUGCUGUCUGACGGCGCGGCGGCAGCAGAGGCCAAGUGUGCUGCUGGUGCUGGUGCUGCACGCAACGCCGAUCCGCAGUGGCAGGCGACACCUCAGCAGGCACGGGCGCUGGCACUUGUGGCCCUGCGCUGCUGGUUCCUCAGCGGCCCCUCGGCAGCGCGGCCGCAGCUCUCGCUGGAGCAGCGGGCACAGCUGGCGGCGGACGUCACCACGUUGCUGCGGGCGCAGGUAGAGGCGGCGGCCGCCGCCGCCGCGCCAGCCGCGGCGACCACGGCGGCUGGAGAAGGAGUGGGCGGCGGCAGCAGCACCGGCGGUUCGGCCGCAGCUACAGCUACAGCUACAGCCGCAGUGCCUGCCGCCACAGCGGGCGUGGUUGACUGCCUGCGGCUGCUGGAGGCUCUGCUACAGCCCGAUGCAGCUGCUGCGGACGCAGCAGAACCAGCUACUGCUGCCGUGCCGCGCGGCUUGGAACCAGCAGCGGCCGCCGCAGCUGCAACCGUAGCCGCCGCGUGCUCUGCAGCAGUUCGGGCUGGCUGCCUGCCCACCCUGUGCGCUGUGCUGCGGGCCUGCGACACCAGCAGCAGCAGCCAAGCUGUUGGCCAAGCACGGCAUCACCCGGAGCAGCUGCAGCAGCCUGAGGCGGGGGCUGAGGCUGGGGCUUAUGGGGCUGAGGUUGAGGCUGAGGCUGGGGUUGAGGUUGAGGCUGAGGCUGCUGACGCAGACGCCGCAUCCGCGGCCGCGGUCGCAGCCUCCAGCGACGGCGAGAUGCAGUCCCCCGCGGUGCUGUCACUGGUGCAGGAUCUGGUGCUGGGCUGCCUCGUCAGCGUCAGCCACAUCAUUGGCACCUCGCAGCAGGGCCCGCAGGCGCAGCUGCUGUCGGCGGGCGGCCCAGCUGUGCUGCUGCCGCUGCUGCAGCUGCGCGCGCUGCCGCAGGCCGCGUCGGCAGAGCGCGUGCUGCUGGUGCUGCUGUGGCUGGCGGCGGAGGGGCCGGAGGCGCAGCGAGAGGUGGCGGCGGCGGUUGCGGAGGCGUGUGCGCGGUGCCCGGAGGUGCGGCGGCGGUUCGUGUGGGCGGCGGGCCGGUGCGCUGCGGAGCUGCAGCAGCGGCGGGGCGGCAGAGCCGCUGUCGCUGCCGCUGACGCUGACGCCGCCGCUGCCGACGCCGACCAAGGUUUGGAGGUGUUGCUGCAGUUGGUGUCGGCGGUGGUGCGGGGCCAGACCGGCAUGGCUGCCGACCUGCUGCUGCUGCCGGCGGGCGGCGGGGGCGGCCUGCCGCUGGUACAGGCGGCGCUGUCGUGCCUUGGCGUAGUGGUGGGCGACGGCGCCAGUGACGGCGGCGCCUCGGUCGGAGGGGGAGCACUGCUGGGGAGCAGCGGCAUCAGCAACAGCAGUGCUCGCGGCGAUGGCAGUGCUCGCGGCCAGCAGCAGGCCCAGCCGCCGCCGCGCUCUACGCCGCCAUCAGCAGCAGCAGCUGCAGCCGCACCGCCGGUGGCGGUCACGGCGGCGGCUCUGCAGCUGCUGCACCAGCUGCUGCUGCACUGCGGGCCGCUGCUGCCGCACCCCAGCCUGCGGCCUGCGACCCCUGAGGCACUGGCACGGGCGCUGGUGCUGCUGGGUGGUGAUGCGACGGCGGUGGACGGCGGCGGGCGGAGCGAGGAAGCCCGCCGAAGCGAGGAGCUCCGCCUGUGCUGCCUGCAUGCUUGCCUGAUGGGCGGUGGCGGCAGCGGUGGCGGCAGCGCCGGCGGCAGCUCCGACGGCGGCGGUGGCGAUGGCAGUGGCGCGCCGCCAACGGAUGACCUGCUGUUGCCGCGGCGCGAGGCGGUUCGCACUCUGCACGCAGCCGUUGGCAAAAGCGGCGGGGGCCUGCUGGCGCGCAUGGCUGACCUGGUGGCUGCGGCGAUUGAGCGGCAGCAGGCACAGGCGGAGGAGGGUGCGGCAUUUGUCCAUGGUGACAGACGCAGCGGUGGCGGUAAUUACGAUGGCAGCGGCGGCAGCGGCGGUGGCAUGAUGCAGCCGCUGGAGCUGCUACAGCUGGCCGCCUGCGUGUUGGAUGCGGCGUGGCUGGCGGCUGGAGACGAAAUUGAGGCAGCGGGCGGUCGCAGUGGCGGAGGCUCUGGCGGCUCCGCGCGCGGCGGGGCUGUUAAGCUGGGGAAGGCAGGCCUGCGACGUGCGGCAGCUGCGGGUGCUGCUGCUGCAGCUGCAGCAUGCGUCGGUGCUAAGCCCACUGCUACUGCCGCUUCCGUUGCCGCCGCUGCUGUACGACGGCUGGCGGUCGCCGUGGUGGCUUGGCAGCACGGGCAAGACCUUAUGCUGCCGUCGGCGGCGGUGCCCACAGCGGCGGGCCCCGACCCUGCCGCUGCCACCGCCGCCGCUUCCAGGCCUUCCUCCGCCGCCACCUCCGCCUCCAUUGCGGCCACCGCCGCCGCCACUGCGGCCACCGCCGCCGCCCUGCUGCGGCUGUCGAUGCACGCCCUGCACGCCGCCGUGGCCUCACUGCUGACCCUGGGCGGCGGCACGGCAGCGCUGCGGGAGGCAGUGGCGGGCAGCAGGGAUGCAUACGGAGGUGUUGGGUGGCGCGCUCCGGACGGCCGCAGCAUUCCUCUGGUCCACUGCCUGGUGCCGGUGCUGCUGGGAUCGCUCCCGGCAGCUGCUGCAGCUGAGGCUGCAAUUGCUUCGUGCAACAGCAGUGGCAGCAGCAGCGGAGGCGGGGACAGCAGCGGCGCGGCUUCCGUGGCCACCACCUCUGUUGCACUGCAGCUGCUGGUGAUGCUGCUGUUCACAGCGACGGCGGGCGGCAUUGACGAGGACGGGGGCUAUGGCUACACGGGAUUGGCGGAGUUGGCAGCUGCGGAGGGGUACCGGCAAGUGCGGCAGCAUGCGGCGGAAUGCGGCCCACCGUCGCGCCCGGCGGCCACCGUGUGGAGCUGCCUGCUGGCUGCGGCGGCGCCCAUGGUGCGCAGCGGGCUGCCGCCAGACGUGUGCGCCGUGCUACUCCCUCCAGCGGCUGCGGCAGCGGGCAGUGGUCGGAUGGCGGCCGCCGGCGGUCAGAAGGAGGGCAGUGCGGACGCUGACAUUAUUGAGAAGGUCGGCUUCAGGCAUUGGCGCGAAGCCGCGCGGGUUCCAGACCGCGAACUGGCACUGACUGUGAUGCGGCUAGGCGUGGCCCUGCUUAGCGGCGGUGGUGGCGGCGCUGACGCCAACGGCACGGCUCAGGAGCCGCAGGCGGCGCAGCAGGCGCAGCAGCAGGCGCAGCUUGACAGCAGCACUGGCAAUGGCAACAGCCGCGCAGCCUGCGUGGCCCUGUUUGCGCUGGGCUUGGUCCAGCAGCUGACGGCGGCGAGCUGCCGCGACAGCCGCUGGGGUAGCGCUGAAGAUCUACCGCCAGGCUUCUGCUGGCGUGAUGACGAAGGCUGGCUGCUGGAGGCCGCGGCCGACCAGCUGCGGCCGCUGGCGCCGAGCCUGCCGCGGCCGCAGCUGGCGGCGUUGGUGCGGGCCCUGACCAUGCGGGCGGCGGGUGGCGGCGGCGGUUACAGGGCGCUGGCUGGGGAGCUCCCAGAAUACCGGCUGUCGAUGCUGCUGUGCCUGGCGGCGUGUGUGGGCAACCCGCUCCUCAGCCAAGAAGACUGCUGGCCGGAGCUGGCGGACAGGGGAUACGGCGCGCUGUGUGGCCUUGUGGAGGAGGCAAUCAUGGACCUGCAAGACGCCAACAGCUCGGCAGUCGGUGGCGCCGGCAGCAGGGGCCGGCAACCGUUCCAACAGGAGGCCGACUGCCUGCUGCUGCUGCUGCUCGGACUGGCCCGCCGCCUGUGCCUCUACAAAGGGUCCCGGAUCAAGCAGCAGCAGACGCAGAAGCAGCACUGGCAGCAGAAAAAGCGGCAGCAGCGGAAGUUUGGCAGUGCCAGCAACAGCACCAGCACCGAAGACAGUGGCCGCGACAUAUCAUGCGAAGCGGCGACGUACCGUGCUCCGCAGUGGCAGCUGGCAAGCCUGAUGCUGCGGGCGGCAGCGCUGCAAUGUGCCGCCGCCACCCAGCCGCAAGAAGAGCGCCCACCGGCAGGGCGGGCAGCGGCGGCGGCGGCGGUGGCGCCCUGCUCCCCUGCUGUACCAGCAGCUGCUGCCCCAGCCCUGGACUGCCUGGCAGAGUGCCUGUUGGCGGCGUGUGAGGGGCCGCUGACUGCUCUGUACGGCCGCCGGCCGCCGUCUCCGCUGCAGGGGCUGCUGGAGGGCGGCAGCGGUGGCGGCGCGGGCAGCGCCAGCAGGAGUAUGACUGCUGCGGCGGCCGCGGCAGAUUUCCAUGGUGAUGGAGAGGAGGAGCAGGUGUUUGCGCUGGCGGAGCAGGUGCAGCGGGCCACUGCGGCGCUCGCGCAACACAUUAGGAUGGAGGACCUGAUGACUGCUGGCAGUGGGGCCAGCGGUGGCGGUCUGGGCACACAUGCUUCUGCUGCGGUCGCCACAUCUGGCCAGCAGCAGCAGCAGCAGCCGCUGCAGCCCCCCAGUGGUCAGUCGCUGCUGCUGCGGGCGGCGCUGUGCGGCGGGCGCUGGUCCGCACACCUGUCAUGCGUCCAGCAGCAGGCGCACGAGGCCAGGGUCGCCCGGGUGCAGUGGGAGCGUCAACGUCUAGCGAAGGAGAUGGAGCGGCGGGAGGAGGAGCAGCUGAGGGAGGCGGAGCGGCGGGAGCAGGAUCUGCAGAGGGAGCAGGAGCUGCGGAGGGCAAACGAACAGCUGCAGAGGGAGAAAGAGCAGCUGCAGAGGGAUAAGGAGCGGCUGCAGAGGGAGGCGGAACGGCGGCGGGAGGAGGAGCACAGGCGGCUUUCGGACAUGCGGAAGGAGCGCGACGCGCAGGACAGGGCACAGACCGCACGGCUAAUUAAUUUGAGUUGUAAGCUGGAGGUAGCCUUCUUCUACGCCUGCUUGAAGGGCGAUGCGACAGCAGUGGGGUCAAUGCUGGACGGAGAAGACGGUGUUGACGUGGAUGCGACAGACAGCGGCGGCCGCACCGGCCUGUUCUUCGCGGCCAGCGCCGGGCACCUGGAGGUGGUGGAGCUACUUAUUGAAAAAGGCGCGGACGUGAACUUGCCCUGCGAGAAAACUGGUCAGACGCCGCUGAAGAUCGCGACUACGCGAGGCUACGGAACUGUGGCGCGCGCCCUGCUGAAGGCGCGCGGGCGCCAGUGGUGACACGCAGGUAAGCGAGGAGGCGGCGGUGGCGGCAUGAUGGAGGAGGCGGUGACGGCAUGAUGAUGAGCCGGCAUGAUGUUUGUGUACGCAGAAUGGAGCAUUCGCCGCUACAAGGUGCUUUAGCUUGCGUAUCGCAUGCAUGCAGAUUGGGGCAGGUGCACGCGUACAGUAGUCACACACACCGAAUCCGCGCAGACUGAGGUGAAAGGACACGCAUAGGCACCCUGCUGCUGGGCAUCAGCUUCCCCACACCCGCCAUACCCGCUGCUGCUGACUCCCUACACGCCCGGGUCGGUGCCAACCCUGCUGCAGGCCAUGUGGGAGGGCCAGGCGGGCGCGCCCAACAUGCCAGCAUGCUCAGCACACAGUAUAUGUACGGCACGGCACGGCACCGCAACGUACGGCAGCGGCCAGCGCCGGCGCCUCUUUGGCGGACGUCAUGGAGCAUGGGCGCUGGAAGUCAGAUGCAGUGCAGGACUGCAUUCGCAAGGCGCCCGUAGAGAGGCGCAAGCUAGCAGCAAGCAUGUGGGGUAUUGGGGCACUAGGGAAACGACAGAUGCGGAUGUGUGUGUGUGGGGGGGGGUAGUUGCUGCCCGGGCGCGGCUGUUGGCCGGCCGGGCAGACCGUAGAUGACGGCGGCGAGACCACCGGGCCGGGGACCGUUGGGGACCUAGAUGGUGAAUGAUGCCUAGGCCCCUGAACGGCGCGGCUGCAUAGCCCCAUACUUUUGUUGCUGCCCGCCCCGGGAGUGUUGAUUGAAGGACGGUGGUUAGGGACCAGUAUGCCUGGCAGACGGUUUGCCAUAGACUUGCUAUGAACGUGUAAGGUGUUGGCAUCGGUUUUCACAGGCUCCGACUUUCCGGGAGCACGGCAUCCCAAAACGGCGGUGCACCGGGGACCGUUGGGGACCUAGAUGGUAAAUGAUACCUAGGCCCCUGAACGGCACGGCUGCAUAGCCCCAUACUUUUGUUGCUGCCCGCCCCGGGAGUGUUGAUUGAAGGACGGUGGUGAGGGACAAGGCGGUGUUGCAAGUGUAGGAGUAUGCCUGGCAGACAGGUUGCCAUAGACUUGCUAUGAACGUGUAAGGUGUUGGCAUCGGUUUUCACAGGCUCCGACUUUCCGGGAGCACGGCAUCUCAAAACGGCAUUAAGACCGCCGCACCGGGGACCGUUGGGGACCUAGAUGGUAAAUGAUACCUAGGCCCCUGAACGGCACGGCUGCAUAGCCCCAUACUUUUGUUGCUGCCCAUACCGGGAGUGUUGAUUGAAGAACGGUGGUGAGGGACAAGGCGGUGAUACAAUAGGAGCUAUGAACGUGUCAGGCGUUUGGCGUCGGUUCGCGUAGACGCCGACGUUCCGUGAGCACGGCAUCAAAUAUUAUUUCAAGCGGAGUUCACUCCCCCUUCUCUGCGGGGGGGGGGGGGGGUUGCACAGUUGGGGAAGGGGUGACUUGUCACUUGCCCGUGUCACUUUGGAAUGGGCCACCCUGGAGCGGUCGGCCGAACUUCGCGGCAACUGCAUGCUGAGUGUACGACUGCUGCGGUGGCGUGUUUCAGUGAAGACUGCUCGAGGCAAUAGGGACCGGCCGCAGCUAGCUCGCGUGGGGCAGUGCGUACACACCUACUGGAGGCUGGGAGCGCCGCCGGUGUGGCACACAGAUUGCACAUGCAGCAGCCUCGGGUGGAGGCCAACGGAUGAUCUACGUUAGCAUGUAACAACAAUUGAGCAAUACAAGUUGAUGGUAGCGAGCCGGGCGGGUUCGUUUUGAGCCAACGUGGAGUGGGGGUGAAAGCGUGCGUGUGGACUAGGGCAUGCCGCAAGGGGUGGGACCCGGACACAGCACGCAUAAGAGGUGUAUGGGGGGGGCGGUUGCGCACCUAGGAAUGAUGAGGGGACGCUAGGGUUGCCAGCCAGGGCGAGGUCUCUGCAGCAGGUGUGUGGCAGACGAGGGUGUGUGGUGUGCGCCGGCGCGGCGCCGUACUAGGCAGGUAUGGGUGGGUGAGUGCGGGCGCGAGCGAGGCGUGAGAGACCGUGAGCCGGGGCCAUCUGGUUGCGCGCCCUCCAGCGGAGCGUUUGGCAGGAUUGAGUCCCAGUGUCCGUAUCUU